This is a messenger RNA of Hevea brasiliensis (rubber tree), 1457 nucleotides long. RefSeq names its product GDSL esterase/lipase At5g14450. The record is from RefSeq and is a predicted model, not a curated record. The transcript has 5 exons. Gene Ontology annotation, molecular function: hydrolase activity, acting on ester bonds. NCBI's taxonomy places the organism in Eukaryota, Viridiplantae, Streptophyta, Magnoliopsida, Malpighiales, Euphorbiaceae. Bases 49 to 1323 code for a protein of 424 amino acids.
CCUCAACCAAGCUCUUUUCCUUUCUGGGUAUUUUGUAGACUUACCAGAAUGAGCUACAUAUCUGGAACACUGAGAAUAGGGUAUUGGACAUUGUUGGUCACUGGUUUUGUCUAUUUCCUUUUUGAACUAAGGGUCAUGACUGGCUUGAUGAUGGCUUCAAGGGUUCUCAAUGAAAACUUUUUUUUUGAUAGAAAAAUUGUAGGUAACACUUUACCACCAUGUGAGUUCCCAGCAAUUUAUAAUUUUGGGGACUCAAAUUCGGACACUGGUGGCUUAUCUGCUGCAUUUGAGCCUCUUCCGCCACCGUAUGGUGAAGCCUUCUUUCACAAAACAUCCGGUUCUGGUAGACAGUCUGAUGGCCGCCUCAUCAUAGACUUCAUAGCUGAGAGGUUGAAAUUGCCAUAUUUGAGUGCCUACUUGAACUCGAUUGGGGCAAAUUAUAGGCAUGGAGCCAAUUUUGCUGUAGGAGGAUCAACCAUUAGGAGGCAGAAUGAGACUAUAUUUGAUUAUGGGAUUAGUCCUUUCUCUCUUGAUAUGCAGAUUGCACAAUUUAUCCAAUUCAAGUCAAAGACUGAAAAUCUCUACAAUGAGGUGAAGAAUACCCCAGAGGCUGAUAAACUUCCCAAACCUGAGGAAUUUACUAAGGCUAUUUACACUUUUGAUAUUGGCCAAAAUGAUCUUUCCGUUGGGUUUAGAAAGAUGAGCUUUGAUCAGCUUGGAGCAUCGUUGCCAGACAUCAUUAACCAGUUGGCUUCAGCAGUCCAAAAUAUAUAUCAACAAGGAGGGAGGGUCUUUUGGAUACACAACACAGGCCCCAUUGGUUGCUUGCCAAUGAAUUUUUUCUAUGUCUCGAAUCCACCUCCUGGUUAUCUUGAUGAAAAUGGGUGUGUCAAGGCACAAAAUGACAUGGCUGGAGAGUUUAACAGCAAGCUUAAGGAUAGAAUUCUUAAGCUAAGGGCAGAGCUUCCUGAAUCUUCAAUUACAUAUGUGGAUGUGUAUUCUGCGAAGUAUGGACUUAUCAGCAAUGCAAAGAAUCUUGGAUUGGCUGAUCCACUGAAGACCUGCUGUGGUUAUCAUGUGAAAUUUGACCAUAUUUGGUGUGGGUUUAAGGGAAUCGUUAACAAUACUGAAGUCUAUGGUGUCUCCUGCGAAGACCCUUCAAUCUUUAUCAGCUGGGAUAGUGUGCACUACACCCAGUUUGCAAAUCAAUGGGUUGCUGAUCAUACACAGAAUGGUUCGUUGGCCGACCCUCCACUUCCAAUUACUCAUGCUUGUUAUCCGCACUGGCUGAUUCAGAGAUUUUUCAAAAUGAGAUCCAUGUAAUAUGUAUUAAAAUUUACACUUCUUGAUCAAAGACUUAGGAAUACUGAAAUAUUUCUUGAGGCUGGAAGUUGCAAGAUCACAAGAAGGGAUUUACAUUUCUCAAAGAAAAUAUGCGUUGAAAUUUUUAUCAGAUA